AGGCGAGGUGGGAGGCGACGGAGGAAGCUGCGACCUCCCCCCCGAGGCCUCGUGACCCAGCCCGAGGGAGCGCCGACGUCGAUCCCGCGCCUGAGCGUCAAGAAGAUGAGUGCCGACCACCCUCCCCCGUAUGUCCCGCCUCCACCGGCCCAAGGCUUCGUAGGCUCGGCGGGCGCCACGCCUUACCAGGCGGCGCCCUCCUCCUACUACCAGGACCCGCAGCAGUACGUGACCCCGCCCGGCUACCGCACGCCCUUCUACGUCGCGCCCUCAGGCUGGGACGCCCCCAAGGCCUACGGGGGGCCGCCCAAACACACGGUGUACGUGGUGGACCAGAACGAGGGUGCGGGCCACAUCGGCGGCGGCGGCGGAGCUUUGAGGUCGUUGCUAUCGGCGUGCUCCACCCUUCUAUGUUGUUGUUGUCUGUGUGACCUACUGACACGUCACCUCUGACCUCUGACCUCUGGUUCAUUGCUACGGUGAUGAUGACGGGCUUUACUUUUGCGGUCACCUCUGACCCAGCAAAGAAAUAAAAACCUUUGAAAGUCA
Molecule: messenger RNA, 549 nt
Organism: Phyllopteryx taeniolatus (common seadragon)
Lineage: Eukaryota; Metazoa; Chordata; Actinopteri; Syngnathiformes; Syngnathidae
Product: cysteine-rich and transmembrane domain-containing protein 1-like
Exons: 5
Coding region: 106-453 (115 amino acids)
Source: RefSeq, a predicted model, not a curated record